Molecule: messenger RNA, 438 nt
Organism: Aplosporella prunicola CBS 121167
Lineage: Eukaryota; Fungi; Ascomycota; Dothideomycetes; Botryosphaeriales; Aplosporellaceae
Exons: 1
Coding region: 1-438 (145 amino acids)
Cellular component (GO): nucleus; cytoplasm
Molecular function (GO): protein binding
Source: RefSeq, a predicted model, not a curated record
AUGGAAGUCAAUCUCCCUGCUACAACUCCAUAUUCAAGAACAGCUCUUCAACAGGCAGCGGAGAGUGGUAACGUCGAUAUAGUGAAUCGACUGCUUCAAGCUGGUGCAGAUGUUAACCAGGCUCCGGCGGACUGGGCAGGAGUAACUGCGCUUCAGGCUGCAGCAAUUGGAGGUUUCUUGGGAAUCGCUAGCAAGCUCUUAGAGCUGGGCGCGGAUGUCAAUGCAUGUGGAGCAGAAAAUGAUGGGAGAACAGCCCUUGAAGGUGCCGCGGAGCACGGCAGGAUUGACAUGGUCCAGCUUCUGCUCAAUGCUGGAGCAGAUGUGUCAGGCACCCCAUUUGGAACCAAACAGUACGAGAACGCGGUAAAGUUCGCAAAGGAACAAGGGUACGAUGCGGUAGCGAGGCUUCUUAUCCGGCACCGGGAGAGUCUAGGAUAG